This is a messenger RNA of Zophobas morio, 3420 nucleotides long. RefSeq lists its product as uncharacterized. The transcript has a single exon. Lineage: Eukaryota; Metazoa; Arthropoda; Insecta; Coleoptera; Tenebrionidae. Bases 1 to 3420 code for a protein of 1139 amino acids. The record is from RefSeq and is a predicted model, not a curated record.
AUGGCUUUGGAUGAGUUAAAAACACAGCGAAAGGUCAUUAAAUAUAGCAUUACUCGACAUCAAACUGCGGUAAAUGCCUUUAAAGAAGGAAGUAAUGUUGUAACUUUAGAGACUAGACUUUCAGACCUGUCGGAAUUAUUUAAAAAAUACAAUGCAAUUCAAAGCGAUAUUGAAUCGCUUCAGUUUAAGGAAUUAUCGGAUAGAGAUGAUUUUGAUGAGGCAGCCUGGGACGCGGGAAACGAUAAAGAGCGCACCGGGGUAGAAAAUCAGUAUUAUGAGGUAGUGGCGAAAAUUAAGACGUUUUUGUUGAAAACUGAUACGUGUACGGGCCCUGGAGGGUCAACUACAGUAAUAAAUAUUAAUAAAUCUGCAUCCGAUUCUAAUGAAAACGUGACAAAUUUAAAACCGUUGCCUUUACCAGUCUUUUCAGGAAAACUUAGCGAAUGGUAUAACUUCUAUGAUUCGUUUAAAUCAUUAGUGCAUGACGAUAAAACUAUUUCGGACAUUCGCAAAUUUCAUUAUUUGCGCGGUUGUCUUAAAGAUGAAGCGUUCAGAGCUAUUGAAUCACUCACAAUUUCCAAUGAUAAUUAUGUAACUGCACUAGAACUACUCAUUAAACGCUUCGAAAACAAGCGGCUAAUCGUAAACGAGCACGUUUUAAAUAUCUUAAAUAUUACACCGUUAAUGAAAUCAUCUCAUGUAGAAUUGCGCCAACUUUUAGAUGCGGUAAACAAUAACAUUGCAGCGCUCAAGGUUUUAGAAUUACCGGUGGACCAGUGGGACGCCCUUUUGAUACCUAUUAUAACUGAAAAAUUAGACUAUGCCACCAAACGGGAAUGGCAAACAGUUCUAAACAAGGAGGUUCCAAAAUACGUGGAUUUUAACGAAUUUUUAGAAAAACGAUAUCAAAUUCUUGAAGCAUUAACCACCAUCAAACCGCAAAUUUCAAAUAACUCAAAACCAACAAAUACAUUCAAGAAUAACAACAAUAGUAAUAAUAAUAAGUAUGGCAAUAACAGAUCAUUCUCUAAUCACCUAGUGUACAAGCCCACUUGUAGUUUUUGUAAAAAAGGCCACAGUAUUUAUCAGUGUGACGAUUUUUUGAAGCGGACUGUAGUUGAAAGACUUAACGAAAUAUCAAAAUUACAAAUGUGUGAAAAUUGUUUGCGCACCAAUCAUAAGGCCGAACAGUGUAAAUCAAAGAGUUUAUGCAAAAUCUGUCGUGAAAAACAUCACACUUUGUUGCAUAUUAAUGAAUUUAAUCCAACUCAAACAUCUUUGUACACUGUAGGGCCCAGUCAAGUCCUAUUAAGCACUGUAACAGUGCUAAUCGCGGACAGACACGGUAAUUUUCACAAAUGCAGAGGCCUACUUGAUCAAGGAUCACAGGCAAAUAUUUUAACAUCGAAAAUGUGUAAAAAACUUGGCUUGUUUACAACAAAGGUAGCUACAUCAUUAACAGGUAUUAAUUCAAGGGCUAUCUCCAUAAACGAGGGUGUCAAGGUGACAAUAAAAUCCCUUGCAUCAGAUUUCGCCUCUAACAUAAAUUGUCUAAUCGUGCCGAAAAUCACAGAGCCGACUCCAUCUUUUUCAUUUCCUAAACAAUUAAUUAAAGUGCCCACAAAUGUAACACCUUCUGAUCAGGAUUUUAAUUCUCCUAAGGAUAUUGAUUUGUUAAUAGGAGCGGGAUUGUAUUGGGAUUUGUUAAUCGGUGCCGCAUUUCAGUUAGAAGUUAAUCAACCAUUUUGGCAAAACACAAAAUUGGGCUUUGUAGUAGGGGGCAAUUUUAUGAUAUCCGUAACAUCCGUCAAUAAUAAUGCGUGUAAUUUAUUAUCGAGCAAAUUAAAGGAAGGGGACUUAGAAUUGUGUUUAGAGAGUUUAUGGCUAGACGAAGAAAUUGAAGGCGGUACGACUUUGUCCGGAGAUCAUUUACGAUGCGAAACUCAUUUCGGCGAAAACUACGCGAGAAGUUCUCACGGUCAGUUCAUUGUAAAAUUUCCCUUUAUGGAAAAUACCCAACUCGGUAAUUCCUACGACAUGGCAUUAAACAGAUAUUUGGGUCUGGAACGGAAGUUGGGCAAAAAUCCCUCACUAAAGGAGGCUUAUGUCGGUUUCAUGAACGAGUACCUGAAUCUUGGCCACAUGGAACCGGCAGCAAUAAAACAUCUUGAAGGAGACAAUAUUUACUACCUUCCACACCAUGCCGUUUUUAAAAACACAAUUAGUGGCCCUAAAAUUAGAGUUGUUUUUGAUGCGUCGGCACCGACAUCAAAUGGUCUUAGUUUAAAUGACAUUUUGUUAACGGGUCCAACUUUACAGCAAGAUCUUUUUUCUAUACUAUGUAGAUUCAGAACAUAUAAAUAUGUAGUUUCAGCUGAUAUAACUAAAAUGUACAGAAUGAUUUUAAUGCACGAAAAUGACCGCGAUUUCCAAAGAAUCCUCUGGCGGAAUGAAGUUUCGGAACCUGUACAAAUCUAUCGAUUAAAUACAGUGACAUAUGGAACCACAUGCGCACCAUUUUUGGCAGUCAGGUGUUUAUUUCAAUUAGCGCUCGAAGCUGAAAACGAUUUCCCGUUAGCUAGUAACAUAAUAAAACGCGAUUUUUAUAUGGAUGAUCUAUUAUCAGGUAGCAAUUCAAAGGAGGAAGCACUCCUCAUCAAAGGUCAGGUUACGAAAAUUCUAAAAAAAGGUGGUUUUAAUCUUUGUAAAUGGACGUCAAAUUUGGACGAACUUUCAGCAGAAGGAGAUCAUUCAACUGCAAUAAAUCUAAACAAGGGGGAUUAUAAGAUUUUAGGGUUUCAUUGGAACUGUACAGAUGAUCAACUAAAAUAUAAUGUUAAUAUUCAGCAAAUCAGUACCGACAAUAUAACAAAACGAGGCAUUCUUUCAACCGUUUCAAAAAUCUUUGAUCCUCUAGGUCUUAUAAACCCGAUAGUAGUAAAGGUCAAAAUAUUACUACAACUUAUUUGGAGUCAGAAGUUAGAAUGGGAUGAUCCAUUACCGCAAGAAAUCAAGGAUGUAUGGCUUAAAUUCGUUAAUGACUUAUCCGAAGUAAACAAUUUGCGCAUUUCUCGUAAUUUAAUACCCUCGUACCCUUAUUUGCAAAUAGAAAUACAUGGUUUUGCCGACGCGUCCGUAAAGGCAUAUGGGGCUUGUGUGUACCUGAGGGUGAUAGACUCUUCACAAAAAAUAACAGUUAACUUAUUAUGUGCCAAAUCGCGGGUGGCACCGCUCAAAACAAUUAGUUUACCGCGUUUAGAGCUUAAUGCAGCAGUUUUGUUAAUAAAACUCGUAAAUAAAGUAAUCAAAACUUUGAACAGGCCUUUCCACAAACAAUAUUUGUGGAGUGACUCAACUAUAGUUUUAGCAUGGUUGGCCGAUCCUCCACAUCCCAAGUCGCUGUCGGUUCCUUGGUGGUAA